AUGCGGGCUUUAUCAGAUCCUCCACUUCGAGAAUACCAUGUGUGGUGGUCUCUUUCGGAUUCCAAGUACGGUGGAAGUACUACUUUGCUUUGCAAAAAGCAACUUGAGCCUAAGAAGCACUUCAAGAAAAAUCCUCAUAGACAUCGUGUUGGAAAGACGUCGCUGAUGAACCAAUAUGUGCACAAAAAGUUCACGCAGCAAUAUAAGGUCACCAUUGGCGCUGAUUUUGUCACCAAGGAAAUUCUAGUUGAUGACAGACUCGUUACCUUGCAGAUUUGGGAUACUGCAGGACAAGAAAGAUUUCAGAGUCUUGGUGUUGCAUUCUACAAAGGAGUUGACUGCUGCGUCUUGGUCUAUGAUGUUAAUGUCCGAAGAUCAUUUGACACUCUUGAUAAUUGGCAUGAUGAAUUUCUUAAUCAGGUCCAUAGUAUUAUCUCUUUGGCUUUCUAGCCU
Zingiber officinale is the source of this 453-nucleotide messenger RNA. RefSeq names its product ras-related protein Rab7-like. The record is from RefSeq and is a predicted model, not a curated record. Gene Ontology annotation, molecular function: GTP binding; GTPase activity. Lineage: Eukaryota; Viridiplantae; Streptophyta; Magnoliopsida; Zingiberales; Zingiberaceae. The transcript has 4 exons. The coding region runs from base 1 to 450 and encodes 149 amino acids. Gene Ontology annotation, cellular component: vacuolar membrane.